Molecule: messenger RNA, 927 nt
Organism: Ichthyophthirius multifiliis
Lineage: Eukaryota; Ciliophora; Oligohymenophorea; Hymenostomatida
Product: WD repeat protein
Exons: 2
Molecular function (GO): protein binding
Source: RefSeq, a predicted model, not a curated record
AUGAUAAAAUUCCCUAAAGAUAAAAUACAAGCUAAUUUUAAAGUCUAAGAAUACUAAAAACAACACAAUUAAGACAUACUGAAAAUUUUUUAAGGACAUUAAGAUAUAGUUACCUCUCUAUGUAUACUAGAAAGCUCCAAAUUCGCCUCUGCAGGUGGAGAUUAAAUAAUAAGAAUGUGGGAAAUUGACACAGGGAACCAAAUAGGUAAUAUGCAUGGACAUUUAAAAGAUAUAUGGGCUUUGGUUAAAAUAAAAGAUUGCUUUUUAGCUUCGGCAAGUGCAGAUAAAACAAUAAGGAUAUGGAACUAUGAUAUAUUGAAAUGUAUAAAGAUUUUUCAUGGGCACACUGAUAUAAUAAAAUGCCUAUGUUUUUGUGAAAAUUAGGGACUUCUAGUUAGUGGAGGAGGCGAUAAUAAAAUUAAAUUUUGGAAUAUGGAAGAAUUAAAAUGGUCAAUGAUUGCCCAUAAUGGGAUGGUUAGGUGUCUUUGUUAUGAUAAGAAAGGGUUUUUAAUUAGUGGGAGUGCUGAUAGUACAUUAAAAGUGAUUGAUUUGGAAGAUUUUAGUGUCGCAUCGGUUUUAAAUGGUCAUUUCGGAGAUGUUCUCUGUGUAUGUUAUGUUAAAGAUGAAAUAGUAGCAAGUGGAGGGUCAGACAAGAAAAUAAUUGUUUGGAAUUAUUUAAAAGGAAUUUAAGUUAAGUAGUUUAUAGAGGGGCAUUUCGAAGGUAUUAAUUGCUUGCAUUAUUGUAAAGGGUAUUUGGUUAGUGGAGGAAGUGAUAAAAUUUGUGUUGUGUGGGAUAUGAAAGGAAAUAUGAGAAACAAAAUUAAAGUUCAUGCUAAUAUUGUUAGUUGUUUGGCUUUUAUUGAAAGAAGAAAUUUAAUUUUAACAGGUAGUUGGGAUUAGUGCAUUUUUGUAGAAUAUUAGCUUUGA